AUGGGGGCUAUAUACCUUACACGCAUCGCUGUUGAUGACGAGAAUGAUCAUAAUAAGGUAAAGAAACUUAGAGCAUUACAAUGUUUAAUGAGUGUUGUUAACCAAGAGACCGCCCUCAAAGUGACAAAUAAAGACCAUAAUAUGCUCUGGGGGACCUUGUUAGAACUAUUAUACACAGUGAACUUUGAAAGAAUCGAUAUGCCUUGGAUAGUAACUUCUUUCAAACAAGAUAAGUUAAAUGCCAUAAACCAGUUAAUACAAACGUCCGGAACCAACGUGGAAGCCUUGAAAAUUACUGCUGAAUUAACCCAAAGAUUCGGUAAUUUGAAAAUAAUUCACGAACUCGUACCUCACUUAUUAAGAUUUUCUCUGCACGAUGAGAUGAUUCCCUUAUUAUUAAAAUUGUCAUAUCCUUUUGAUAGCAUUGUCUAUUCGGCUUGGCGCGCGGUUAUUUUGUCUCCAUUUCAAAAAGCAGACCAUCCAAUAACAGAUAGGCAAAAAGUAAACUGUUUGAAGGCAAUAAACUUACUGCCAUUGUGCCCGAUAACAAAAGACGACGAUUUAAUUGAAAUAUGGAAGAACUGUAUUCGAUGUAAACAUCCUGCUUUAGGCUGUUUAAUUUUACCAUACAUGGCAUCUGAAACUAGGGACAAGCUCUCAGAGUUGUCAAAAAUCGAUAAGAGAAGUCUGAUCAUUGGUUUGAAAAACUUGCAUGCAGAGUCAUAUCUAGUAUCUAGUGCCAUGUGUGUAGUUGAAAGUUUGACACGAAAAGUCUGUAGAUAA
Molecule: messenger RNA, 783 nt
Organism: Leptosia nina
Lineage: Eukaryota; Metazoa; Arthropoda; Insecta; Lepidoptera; Pieridae
Source: the annotation of a GenBank genome assembly